CUGAUUGAUUGAUGGUUCCUGUUUUUCCUCUUUUCGGUCUCGUCUAGCUUCACCAAACCCAAACCCUAGGCCGUGGAGGUGGACGGACGGAGGACGCAGUGAGAGGGGAUCGCCACUAGCGACAGCAUGCGUGGCGGGUACUCCGGCCGCGGUGGUUUCGCUUUCGCUGGCGGGCGCCAUAGCAGCAGCCGCAGCAAUGAUGGCAGCGGAUACCACGGGAAUCCUUGCCUGACGAUGCAUCAGCCGUGGGCGUCGCUGCUGGUGCACGGCAUCAAGCGUGUGGAGGGCCGCUCGUGGCCAUCCCCAAUCACAGGCCGCCUGUGGAUUCACGCAGCAUCCAAGGUUCCUGACCCCGACACCAUCAAAGCCAUGGAGGAUUUCUACAGGGAGAUUUAUGCCGUCAAUGGCAUCACUGACAUCAAGUUCCCUGAUCAUUACCCUGUCUCACGCCUCCUUGGCUGUGUUGAGGUGGUAGGCUGCCUCAGGUCUGAAGAGCUUGUUUGCUGGGAACAUGUGCCCGAGUCUGUCAGGCUUGAAGGGCUGACUGACUUUUGUUGGCUCUGUGAGAAUCCACAGAAGUUGGUGGUUCCGUUCGAGAUGCGUGGUUACCAGGGUGUCUACAAUUUAGAAAGAAGGAUCUAUGAUGGGGCUGUGAGGGGCCUUUCACCUGUUCAAGGUCCGCUGCCUGUCAAGUUCCCUCUUCCAGAUCCCAGAGAUCCCUUCUCUUUGAAGCCAGGAUCUCUUACAUUUGCUGCUAACAAAACCACGCUGCAAAAAUCCGCGAGUGUUACUGCAGCAAUAGCCGGUGCUCAAGCUGCAGCCACUCAAUUCUCAAAGAAGGAUCUCAAAGAUGCUACUAGUAGUGAAACUGGUACACAAGAGCAGUCUUGGGCAAGCCAUGGCGAUAGCAGUUCAGUUGAUGGCAAUGUGCCGUCCAUUGUCCAUGGCAGCACUGCAUAUCUACAAAACCAGAAUCAGCCUUCCAGUUUCCAGAGCACUCCAGCAUACUCCCAAAAUCCAAAUUCCAAGCCUCGGAGAAGUCCCAGACUAGAAUUUGGUGGAGCUUCCAAUAGGGGGUUUUAACGGAAACUAACACUAACAUGUGACUGAUUAUUAGCUUGUUGCAGUGGCACUGAGCGAACUGAAGCAGCUAAGCCUGAGCAAGAACCGAGCAGGGCAAGCAGUUCCAAGAAGCUGACUAAUGCAAGCUAACAAGUAGUAGGUAGUUUGAAGCGCAUGCAUGGGAGUAUGUGAUAGAUAGAAUGAACACUUUGAAUCCCUUGUAAUGUUUGCCAUAACCCAUAGGGCGAGAGAGGUGUAGCAUUUUGCUGUAUGUUUGUAGAAAGAUCGAUGAUGUCUGCAGAAUUUCGUGGGAUGAAAUCAUGACGGACCGCCUACCUAGCCACCUAGGUAUAGGUAACAAAUUUCUCAAAUCAAGCACCCCUUUUAGCUUGUACUAAUUAAGUAUGCUCCAGUGCUGGAAGUGGUGCAAUUGUGUGAAUCAAUGUUUGGUUCUUUUGGCACUUGUCAUCAUCUACCUGGCUCUGACCUCUGAGUCAAGAGGAAGAAAACAAAGGAGGUCCAAGAAUGCAGGCAGGCAGGUGCAGGUUCAUGCACCACCUGUAUUUGAUUUGAGGAUGGCUGACCCUGACCGGGGAUGCCGUGUAAUGCACUGGCCUGAUAGCCGUGGUCACUCUCACUCUAAAUUGUGUGAAUGCAGAGUGCAGGGAGCCACUAGCUACAUAUAAUUUGCUUCUCUAGCACUGUCUUGUAUCUAUGCAUAUACCACCAUAUGCAUACGUGUAAUUUGUUCUGGCAAAGCUA
This is a messenger RNA of Sorghum bicolor (sorghum), 1824 nucleotides long. RefSeq lists its product as uncharacterized. Lineage: Eukaryota; Viridiplantae; Streptophyta; Magnoliopsida; Poales; Poaceae. Gene Ontology annotation, cellular component: nucleus. Bases 127 to 1083 code for a protein of 318 amino acids. Gene Ontology annotation, biological process: positive regulation of DNA-templated transcription. Gene Ontology annotation, molecular function: transcription coactivator activity. The transcript is spliced from 7 exons. The record is from RefSeq and is a predicted model, not a curated record.